This is a messenger RNA of Archocentrus centrarchus (flier cichlid), 2764 nucleotides long. RefSeq names its product ribosomal protein S6 kinase related b (gene rskrb). The record is from RefSeq and is a predicted model, not a curated record. The coding region runs from base 224 to 1585 and encodes 453 amino acids. Gene Ontology annotation, biological process: protein phosphorylation. The transcript is spliced from 13 exons. NCBI's taxonomy places the organism in Eukaryota, Metazoa, Chordata, Actinopteri, Cichliformes, Cichlidae. Gene Ontology annotation, molecular function: protein serine/threonine kinase activity; ATP binding.
GGGAUUAACUUGUUUUUUAUGUCGCCAUAUCUGUCACAUUUUACGCCGCACAGCCCGAUCGGUUGCAGAUUAUUAGCGAACACUUGUUAUCUUCGUGCAGCCUGAAAUCACUGCGCGUAGUGCGUGUGGAGAGGCUGCGGUGAUGGCGCGCAGUAAAGCGUGAAUGCCUACAUGAAGAGCAGGCGUCGCUAUGAGAGCACGGUGCUGAUGUCCUGUCACACUGAUGGGGGCCGACGGUAGUAAAAACAGGAAGAGAACUUCUGAAGGGCAGGAGAAUGAGCACCUGUCUUCUGGAUGGCGUGGCUUCCUCUCCAACAUUGGGCUGUCUAUCCCAGCAGGCCUGUGCCGCCUGGCCCCAUCUGCCCUUCAUCUGGGCCAGCAUCAAAUGCUCCAGGGCAAGGCCCCCGAGAUCCCAGACCACGUCCUGAGGCUGGCAGGAGUUGGUCCACACAAACUGAGAGCAGAGUGGAGCCUGCCAGGGUUUAUUACCAUGUUCCUGCCCGAAUUCCCCCACAGAACUGUGCCUGGCCAUGAACACUUUCAGGUGUUGGGUUAUAUUGCCAAAGGUUCAUUUGGACCCAUUCUGAAAGUGAAGGACAAGGCCAAACAAAGGACAUACGCUGUCAAAGUCAUACCUAAAGCAGAGAUUUUAAGACUCGGGGUCUUGGAGCAGUCAAAAGAAGAAGUUAUAGUUCAGCGUCAGGUCCACCACCCAUUUGUCCAUGACCUCCAGGACUGCUGGCAGACACAGCGCCACGUCUACAUUAUGUGUGACUAUUGCAGCACAGGAGACCUCUACACCUACUGGCAGAUGAUUGGUCAGUUCCCAGAGGACACAGUGCGAGUGUUUGCUGCAGAGCUGGGAUGUGCGCUUGGAUUUCUUCAUGACUUUGGAGUCAUCCACAGAGAUGUGAAGUUGGAAAAUAUCCUGCUGACAGACAAUGGACACAUCCGGCUGGCUGACUUUGGGUUGUCCCGUCGCCUGGAGAGGGGAGGAAGAGCCUUUACCAUCUGUGGAACCAUCCAGUAUAUGGCUCCAGAGGUGCUGAGUGGUGGACCCUACAACCAUGCAGCUGAUUGGUGGUCGCUGGGAAUUCUGCUUUUCUCAUUGGCUACUGGGAAGUUCCCCGUUCCCCCAGAACCAGACCACUGCAGUAUGCUGAGGAAAGUGGGGAGUUUCCCCUAUGAAAUGCCCCUCAGCCUCAGUUCCCCACUGGCCUUGCUAAUAACAGAGCUUUUGUGCAAGACUCCCACCCGCCGCUUGAGGACCCUUGAUCGUUUCCAGCGGCAAACCUUCUUCCACGGAGCAACCUUUGACCUCGACCUAUUGCAGCGUCAACCUGUGGAGGUGAUUCUGGAGCUGAGGGAGAGACCGGACCGGCCUGCCAAAGCCAGACGAGGCCUCACUUUGUCUCUGCAGCCUCUAAAGGGCUUCGACUACGACUCACUCCUCAGCCCUCCCGCCACGCCACACACACAGCUGGAUCCCUGCGUAAACACUCACGCAGCUGCACCGCUGCCCGGCCCAGCACUCCUGAUGCAACCUGCAUACGAAAAAGGACCACGCAGAGAAGUGUUUGUUUAACAGAAGUUGAGUUUACAGUAUAAAGGCCUGCAUUUGUGUAUUUCUGCACAUUCGUUCACUCUUAUACACAGAAUCUGUGCACCUUUUUAAAAACUCUUAUUUUGUAAAAUCUGAAAUAACUGAGUCUGACUUAAUUGGAUAAACAUUUUAGAAGGCAAUCAUACAUUUGAGUGAAAAGCACCUCUUUUUUCCCACAUAUUUCAGUGAGUUUUAUGUUUUGUGAUGUGCUUAACACAACUUUUUCCUUUUAAGUGUUUGCCUUUCUCUGCUGUGCACAGUUUCAAUCCUAUUUGCCCAACAGUUGUGCAAGAAAGAUUGCACUAUUGUGCAUCCACUUUCCAGUAAACGGUCAUGGCUGCCAUGUUAAUACAUAGUGGACAAAUGCUAUCAAAUUCCCCCCGUGUGGAAAUGUCAUGCUUAUUGAUCAUAAUAUCAUAUAGCAUAUUUUUUUGUGGUUUUUUUGUGUUUUUGGUUUUUUUUAGAGUAGAAAGUUUACUUAUCCCUUCAGCAGAGGGAGUUGACUGCUAUAUUUCUGCUUUUAUUUUCAUGGUGUAAGAUAUUGCAAUCAUUCAAGCAGAAGUGGAUGGAAAAAAAAAACUUGUUGCCUCAUUCUGUGUUACCUUUGAAACUUGUGUUCCUUUACUGAUGCUGUGAUCCAACCUUUCCAAAAACCUGACCUUGACUACAUUUCUCGUCACAGUAUGAGAUUCAAAUGAAUAUGCCUUCCACCUUAUUUAGGUUCACCAUUUAUAACUAGUGUCUCAGGGGAGCGCUCACUGGUUUUCCCAUUCAGCCUUGAUUUGGACUCAAAGAUGGCGCCUAGCUGUGCAGGUCUGAGCUGGGACUGAAACAACAGCAUCUUUUACCUCCAGUUAAGAUUUUGAUAGAUACAGGGCUUUUUCUUUUUUCUGAGGCUGUGGUAACCCUUGCCAGUAAUCGCACCUUUAUGCACUUACCUGUUCAUCUGAUCAUGUAAAGCAUGCCCUAAUGUGUGCUCAGAAUGCCUCACAUAUGAGAUCCUGACCUUGCUUUUUUCACAAGAUGCUUGUGUACAUAUUUCUCUUUAUAAAGUUUUUAUGCAUUUUUUUGGAUGUUCUUUGGUGUUAUAUGUUAUGUUAUGAUGUAUUUUUGUAAUUGCCAUGUAGCACAGAUGGAACAUUAAACUCUUACUGUACAGUG